This is a messenger RNA of Chelonia mydas (Green sea turtle), 2692 nucleotides long. It is a transcript of the gene DIMT1, whose product is annotated as DIM1 rRNA methyltransferase and ribosome maturation factor. Gene Ontology annotation, biological process: rRNA methylation. The transcript has 12 exons. The record is from RefSeq and is a predicted model, not a curated record. Gene Ontology annotation, molecular function: rRNA (adenine-N6,N6-)-dimethyltransferase activity. Lineage: Eukaryota; Metazoa; Chordata; Testudines; Cheloniidae. Gene Ontology annotation, cellular component: mitochondrial matrix. Bases 75 to 1079 code for a protein of 334 amino acids.
GGCGACAAUACUGCCCCGGCUUCCUCCUCCGGUGGGGUGUGUGCCACUAGCGUGCGUGUCUCCGGGGCGCCGCCAUGCCGAAAGUCAAGGCGGAGAAGCGGUGCCGGCCGCAGCGCCGCGAGGGCCAGGGCCCAGGUAUCAUGUUCAAUACUGGAAUUGGCCAGCACAUCCUGAAAAAUCCCCUCAUUGUUAACAACAUUAUAGAGAAGGCAGCCUUACGGCCCACAGAUGUUGUCCUUGAAGUAGGACCUGGAACUGGUAACCUGACAGUAAAAAUGCUAGAGAAAGUUAAAAAGGUAAUUGCUUGUGAACUUGACACACGACUUGUGGGUGAACUUCAGAAGAGAGUCCAGGGCACAUGCCUAGCAAAUAAACUAGAAAUAAAGGUUGGAGAUGUGUUGAAAACUGACUUACCAUUCUUUGAUACGUGUGUGGCUAACUUGCCUUAUCAGAUCUCUUCACCUUUUGUUUUCAAGCUGUUGCUACAUAGACCUUUUUUCAGGUGUGCAAUACUUAUGUUUCAGAGAGAAUUUGCUCUUCGUUUGGUUGCAAAACCAGGAAAUAAACUAUACUGCAGACUUUCAAUUAACACUCAGUUAUUAGCCCGUGUGGAUCAUCUAAUGAAAGUUGGAAGGAAUAAUUUCAAGCCUCCACCCAAAGUUGAAUCCAGUGUUGUCAGAAUAGAGCCAAAGAACCCUCCACCACCUAUUAAUUUUCAGGAAUGGGACGGUCUAGUAAGGAUAGCCUUUGUCAGGAAAAACAAGACACUUUCUGCAGCAUUUAAAUCAAGUGCGGUGCAGCAGCUGCUGGAUCAGAAUUAUCGAAUUCACUGUUCUAUACAUAACAUUGAAAUACCAGAAGACUUCAAAAUUGCAGAGAAAAUACAGAUGGUUCUAAAAAAUACAGGUUUCUCUGAAAAACGGGCUCGCUCAAUGGAUAUAGAUGACUUCAUUAGAGGAACUUCCCAACAUUAUGGUUUCAAAGAAACCCAAUAUAUCCAAAACCAAUUCACCCUCCUUACUCUCACUGGAGUGAGCAAUCAUGCUGUGAGCAGUGGCUCUAGAUUAGAUACAGUUUGAAGAGACAAUCAGGGGCACUGAGAAGAAUCUGCAUUCUGAUGUGAUUGAAAGAGAGGUUGAAAACAAGCUGCAGAGAUGAAGGCUUCUGAGCUGAGGACAUAUUGGUAAGCAAGAGCUGUUCAUAACUGGACCCAGAGCUAAACUCUGGUGGGAAGACUUAGAAGGGUGACAAUGUAAGAGAAGCAGUCUCCCCAGCCUCUGUUACGCAGCUGGGAAAUAAAGCAACAGUUGAGAGUUAACUGGCAGACUAUUUAUUUCUCUCUGCCUUAUUUUCCCUUUUCCUGCAAUUCCAUUGAGACUGUUUCCUUCCUUUGUUGUUUUGGAUGGACUAGGACAGAGAGAUAGACAAAGAGAAAAAAGCUGGAAGACUGAGCCUGGGUUCCAUACUUCCAGGAUCCAGGGGAGCAAAGUGAAGAAUUUUUCCUCUAUACUAGUACAGACAGAUUAUUUGCUUCCUUGAUCCGGUGUAAUGGAGCUAUAGUGUUCUCUGUAUUGAAUAUGGGUUGUAGGACGGAGGAAGAGAAAAUUCAUAACAAUGUUCAGUUAUAGCUCAUUAUUGUUAGUUAGUCCCUUUGAUGUAUAAGAACCCACAGCUAGUAAUGCACACAUAAAUAGGGGUCUAUUUAAAUCACGGAGAAAUCACACAUUUUUCACGGGUUGGUCAUGGCAUACAUAGCAAGUUUCACAGAUGUGUAACACAUUUGUGAAAUUUGCUAUUUAUGCCCUGUCCAACAAAUGAAAAAUGUACGAUUCCUCCGCAGCGUUUCUCAAACUGGGGGACCCGACCCAAAAAAAGAGUGUGACGUUACACUCCAUAUUCUUUAUGAAAAUAUGCUUAUGAUAUGGAUGUGACAUAACUGAGAUAUACUUCAUGCAAGAUGGCUCAUGUAAGAUAUCAUUGGAAAGGUUAUCAUUUACUGAAUGUGAUUAUCCAAUUUGUAUGCAUGUACCAUUUCUGUAUCUAAAGUUAGGAAUAUGGACUAUGUAACAAUUACAGCUGGAAGAUACCCACCAGACAACAGGCCAUCAAAUUUGAUGGGCCAUCAGGAAGAAACAAUGAGACUGUGAAGAUUCUAAUCUCUCUCCUUCCUGGGAGGCACCUGGACCUAGCUGUGACACUACUAGGUCAGGUGGUUCUGCCACCUGGUACUAAACACCACCUUGGACUUCUAGUAAUUUUCCACUCACAGGAAGAGACGGUCAAGUUUGGGAAACAAAAGGCUUCCCGCCUUAUGUAAACUGUAUUUAAGGCUGGGAGGGAAGGCAUUCCAGACUCUCCUCCAUGGCCUAACCAAGGAGGAGGACUGCUGAAAGAACCUGAACGGACAAAAGAGACUAACCUGAAGGGAAAGGCAGGGGUGAGUCCAGACUGAGACAGGGGUCCAGGCUGUAAGAAGAAAUAACUAGAACUCUGACCUACAGAAACUCUGCAUUCUGCCUAAUUCAACAUUUAGGGUGAGAAAUUAUUUUUUGUAACCUGUUUCUUUAGUGAAUCAAACUUAGUUUGCGUGUUUUGUUUUAUUUGCUCAGUAAUCUGCUUUGUUCUGUUUGCUAUCCCUUUAACCACUUAAAAUCUGCCUUCUAGAGUUAAUAAAUUUUGUUUUCUUUAUAUU